AUAAAAAACUUUAUUCCUUCUAACAUAAUAAAAUAACUAUACAGACAGCAACUGGAAUUACAUUCUUAUAGAACAGAUUCAUGUGAAACCAGCACAGCACAGGCUCCCUUCCUUUCCAGGGGAGGAGAGAGUCACAGUUCCAUUAUUUAAUACAUUACCAUAAUUUCUUCCACAAAUUUGGAAUCCAGCAAUUAGCAUAUCCCACAUUUGUUCAGUUCCAAAUCUUCAACAGUUCAGGCUCACACUCUUUUGCUCUAUUAAUGCUGCUGAAGCAACCACAAAAAACGAACCAGAACAACAAACAAACAAACAAAAUAAGAAAAUGGAGACCUGUAAAGUUCUAGUGGCGGCCUUGCUGUUGUUGGGGUUCAUUUUUCCUGUUAUCUCUGGUUGGGGCGUCGACGGCCAUGCUGCCGUCUGCAAAAUCGCUCAGUCACGGUUGAGCAGAGCAGCAGCAGAUGCAGUGCAGCAACUGUUGCCAGACUCCGCUAGCGGCGAUUUGGCUAGCGUUUGCAGUUGGGCUGACAGAGUCAAGUUUUAUUAUCACUGGUCCUCUGCUCUUCAUUUCAUUGAUACUCCAGAUUCCCUCUGUUCUUACCAGUAUGACAGGGACUGCAAAGACCAAGCAGGAGUGAUAGGACGGUGUGUUGCAGGCGCCAUUAACAACUAUACUUCCCAGCUUCUGAAGUACCAAGCUCAACCAUCUCAGUCUAAAUAUAACUUGACUCAAGCACUUCUUUUUCUUUCACAUUUCAUGGGAGACAUCCAUCAGCCUCUGCAUGUGGGAUUUACGACAGACAGGGGAGGAAACACGAUCGAUGUUCACUGGUACACCAGGAAGCAAAAUCUUCACCAUAUCUGGGAUGACAGCAUUAUCGAGACUGCAGAAGAAAAGUUUUACAACUUCAGUGUGGAUGGCCUGGUUGAUGCAAUCCAAAUGAAUAUCACGAAGGGAUGGAGAAAUCACGUUGAAGAGUGGGAGAAGUGUAGUUCUAAUGAGGUAGCAUGCACAGAAAUAUAUGCAUCAGAAAGUAUCCAAGCAGCCUGUGACUGGGCAUACAAAGGUGCAAGUGAAGGUUCUAUACUAGAAGAUAAAUAUUUCUUCUCCCGAGCGCCGAUAGUGAACCUGCGUCUGGCACAAGGUGGAGUUAGAUUAGCGGCUGUUUUAAAUCGCAUCUUUAGUUGACAGACUCUCCUUUAGUUUAUACUCAGAGGAAAAGCCUGCAUGAAAUAGUUAUGUUUCAAGUUAGUAGUUGGGAAAAAGUCGACCGUAUUAUGCUACGUGAGCUUGUAAAACAAUCAGCACUACUACGUGAAUAAAGUUCUUCCUGAAAUAUCA
Molecule: messenger RNA, 1339 nt
Organism: Momordica charantia (bitter melon)
Lineage: Eukaryota; Viridiplantae; Streptophyta; Magnoliopsida; Cucurbitales; Cucurbitaceae
Gene: ENDO2
Product: endonuclease 2
Biological process (GO): DNA catabolic process
Molecular function (GO): nucleic acid binding; endonuclease activity
Source: RefSeq, a predicted model, not a curated record